UGUUUUACUGAAAUGUUACUUAAAGUAAAGCAUCCCUUGGAACAUCCUUUGUUAGAUCACUUAUAAUUAUAAGUUAACUAGUGGUUCUUAUCAAAACAUGACCUAAUAUUCAAGAUAAUUGUAUGUGAAUUUAUUAUUGGGGAUAUGCAAGCUUGGCGUUUGAACAAUCUAUGUAAAAAGACAAUGAGACAAAAGGUUUUGAAAUUAACCCGUAUUUUCUAACUUCUUGCUACUUUUUAUUGGGGGGUUGAUUACCAUGCCAUAUACUGUAUGUCUGCUUAAGGGGGAAGCGCCAAUUCCCAGUGCAAAAAAACAUUAAGACCCCACCACUUCUUGUUGGACUGCAAAACUUACCAAUUUCCGGAAUCUUAAUGUCACCAGGAUAAGUGUAAAGAUGGUUGCCGAUUAAUCUGUAUUAAUCAAUCCCGAUUUAAAAAAAUAUAUAUUUUACCUCCAUUCACCAUUGUGUGCAGUUUAAUGAUACUUGUAUUAAUAUGUGAAUAAUUCUGUGGAAAUGGGACAUAAAUGGCACAGCAAAAGUUUCUCUUUUUUGCAUUUUAGAAAGGUUAAGGCCACCAAAGCUGAGAUAGAGGACAUGGAAAAGGUGCUAAUUGACUAGGCCCAGCUUGCGGUCCACAGAACAAGCAGAGACAGAUGGGGUUUGGCGGCGGAGAUGCACCAUACAUUUAACUACUCCGGUUAGAUCAUCUGCACACGCUAAGCCUACAUUGGCGACCUCCUCGCCAUAUGAAACAAAGGGGAAAAUUCACUGACAGGGGCUGUAACUAAAAACUCACUCGAUAUGGAUUGACUUGAACAUCUUGGUUGUGUUUUUCCAUUGCAUAUUGCAUCAAAACAUUACAAAAUAAUGGUAAUUAUGGUGUAUUAGAGAGAUAUUUCAAAUAAUUUGUAUUCAGAAAUUUACUUUGAACAUGAUUAUAGCGUUUCUACGUAAUAUGACAAAAACAGACUAUUUCUGACACUCGCUGGUUCCGGCUUGAUCAUAUAUUUCCUAUUAAAGAAUAACGUGUUUCUGUCCCGACCCCCCAUUGACGCUGCAUUUGUUGAUGUCUCCGUUUUGUACGUCCUGCGGGGGUUUAUCGUACGUUUGCAGCUAUUGGACAUUACUUUUCUGGUCUAUAGGUGUCUGUUAAUAAAGUCGUGAAAUUACUAAAAACACGCAAUAACAAACAUCAUCUUAGACCUACCUGUUAAUUCGGCGCAGGAUUGAUUAUGUUUCCGUGACGAGGUUCAGACCGCAUGUACCUACAAAUCCUCACCUGAGACGAUUCUCGGAGGUUUGUGGGUCUGUGUGCGCACAACCCAACCUUUAUUUUACUUAAAGGUAUUUCAAGGACCUAUAACCAGCAGCAAAGCAGUAGGACAACAUGACUGUAGAGGAGGUCAUUAACAUCAGGGAGACAGAGAUCAUAAAAUUGAUCCUAGACUUCCUCAACUCUCGCAAACUGCACAUCAGCAUGCUAGCUCUGGAGAGGGAGAGCGGCGUCAUCAACGGCCUCUAUUCGGACGACAUGCUCUUCCUCAGGCAGCUGGUGCUGGACGGCCAAUGGGACGAGGUCCUUCAGUUCAUCCAGCCUUUGGAAUGCAUGGAAAAGUUUGACCGAAAGAGAUUCCGCUACAUUAUCCUGAGGCAGAAGUUUCUGGAGGCUCUCUGUGUGAACAACGCCAUGUCCGCCGAGGAGGAACCCCAGCAUCUGGAGUUGACCAUGAGGGAGGCAGUCCAGUGCCUCCACUCCCUAGAAGAGUGCUGCCCAUCCAAGGAUGACUACCGUAAGCUGUGUCUGCUGCUGACGCUGCCGCGCCUGACGCACCAUGCCGAGUACCGGGACUGGAGCCCCAGCACGGCCCGCGUGCGCUGCUUCGAGGAGGCCUGCGCCAUGACGGCCGAGUUCAUCCCGGCCAACCGCAAGCUGAGCGAGGCGGGCUUCCGGGCCAGCGGCGACCGCCUCUUCCAGCUGCUCAUCAAGGGCGUGCUGUACGAGUGCUGCGUGGAGUUCUGCCAGAGCCGGGCCACGGGCGAGGAGAUCACGGAGAUCACGGAGAGCGAGGUGCUGCUGGGCCUCGACGUACUCUGCGGCAACGGCUGCGAGGACCUGGACCUCAGCCUCCUCUCCUGGCUGCAGAGUCUGUCUCCGGACGUCUUCUCCUGCGCCUUUCAGCAGAAGAUGCUCAGCAUCCAGGUGGACAAGCUGAUGAGGCCGACCAAGGCGGCCCAAGCAGACCUCCUCACCCCCCUCAUCAGCAAGCUGUCCCCCUGCCCCGUAUCCCCCGUGCGCCGGCCCCAGUCCGCCGACACCUACAUGUCCCGGUCCCUCAAUUCCGCCCUGGAUGGCCUCACCAGCGGUCUGUCCGGCAAGGAGAAGCGAGUGGCCGAUGUCAAAAACAAGAUCUCACCCUUGUCACACUCCUUUGCCAACUUCCAGUACUCUGGUGGAGCAAACCUGACCCGGAACCUGAUGGAGAACUCGGGUUUCCAAGCCAGGGACUCUCCUGAGAGGCUGGACGUUCCAGUGGAUAGUAGGGCAGGUUCUGGGUCACCCCAUUUCCCACGAUCCUCUUCAGCUCCCGGUGGCGAGGCUUUGUCCUCUGAGAACAAUGAGUUCCAGGAGUACUGCAGGCAGCGCAUGCGCGUGCAACAGCACUUGCAACAGAAGGAGCAGCAGAGACAGCUCUACCGGCAGAUGCUACAGGAGGGGGGGGUACACCAAGAGGAGGGGCCCAAGGCGCAGCAGAACCUCACUGAGAAGUUCCUCAACAGGUCCAUUCAGAAGCUGGAAGAACUGAAUGUGGGAAUGGACCACCUAGGAGGUGACGUGCAGUCCCUGAGCCAGCAGUGCAACGGGAGGCCGAGGAGCACAGGCCCCGCCCACAACAACCAACCCACCAAUCAGACUCUUGAGGGACAAAUGCUGCGGGGUGGCCCUAAUAUGGUCAGCAGCACGCCCCAAACGGACAGAGCCUGUGUCAUGCCCCUGCUGACGGAAUCCCCAAUUCUCAUCCCCCGGAGUAUGCAGAAGGGCAGGAUUGCCCAGGCUGGUGCUGCGGAGGAGUCUGACUGCUCCCUGACCUGCAGCAGGCUCAUGGAGGAGGAGGAGCCCAAGGCUCUCUUUGUGGCCGUCAGCGUCCUGGAAGACACGCAGGCCGUCCGUGCGGUGGCCUUCCACCCUUCGGGCGAGCUGUAUGCCGUCGGCUCAAACUCCAAAACUCUCCGGGUCUGUGCCUACCCGAAUGGCCCUGAUACCCGUGGCUCAGACGUCCCCAAGCAGCCCGUCGUCCAAUUCAAGAGGAACAAGCACCACAAGGGCUCCAUCUACUGCGUGGCCUGGAGCCACUGCGGCCAGCUGCUGGCCACCGGCUCCAACGACAAGUACGUCAAGGUGCUGCCCUUCAGUGUGGAGACCCAUAAUGCCUCAGGUCCAGACCUGGAGUUCAGCAUGCACAAUGGGACUGUCCGAGACCUGGCCUUCAUGGAGGGGCCGGAGAGCGGGGGUGCCAUCCUGAUCAGCGCCGGGGCCGGAGACUGUAACAUCUACACCACCGACUGCCAUCGGGGCCAGGGGCUGCACGCACUCAGCGGGCACACGGGCCACAUCCUGUCCCUCUACACCUGGGGAGGGUGGAUGAUCGCGUCGGGAUCCCAGGACAAAACCGUGCGAUUCUGGGAUUUGCGGAUCCCUACCUGUGUCAGGGUGGUGGCGACGACGCUGCACGGCACAGGUAGUGCGGUAGCUUCCGUGGCCAUGGACCCCAGUGCCCGGCUCUUGGCCACGGGCCAGGAAGACUCCAGCUGCAUGCUGUACGACAUACGGGGAGGCAGGAUUGUGCAGACCUACCGGCCCCACGCCAGCGACCUCCGCUCAGUGCGCUUCUCUCCAGGGGCGGCCUACCUGCUGACCGGGUCCUAUGACGGCAAGGUCAAGGUCACCGACUUGCAAGGGGACUUGACCAAGCAGCUGCCCGUCAUGGUGGCAGGGGAGCACGCAGACAAGGUCAUCCAGUGCCGGUGGCACGUGCAGGACCUCUGUUUCCUGUCAUCGUCCGCGGACAGAACCGUGACGCUCUGGGCCCACAGACCUUAGUGCUGGCGGCAGAGGAACUCCCCAUGAAGAUCAGCGUACAAAAUCGCCACCUUCACUGUCACCGUCCCCCCCAAGCAAGCCUGAGGAAAAAAAUGUGAUGACAUGGUCUCUCGGAAACCAUCAUUGUGCUGGAUCACUCAGAUUUCACCGUUUUCCACUGCUCUGUUUUUGAAGGUACGUUUAUACAUCUGAUAGUGAGGAAAUGAAUGCCGCGAAUGGUAUUCCUGGUCACAUUUUCCAUUCAAAUCAUAGUGUAAAAAAAGAUAGUAUGUAUAUUGUGCCUUGAGAGAGCAGUAUGUUUGAAUUAGUCUAUAAGAAUGCAUCUCAUUGCAAUAAUAUCAAAAAGUAACAAGUUUGAGUGUGGUAAUUGUGGUGUAACUAUUCUUUUGUGAGAUAAUGGAAAAAGCUAGCGCUUCUGUGUUUCCUACAUUUUUAAUUUAAUUUUAUGGUAUUCCCGUUUCUGCAGAAUUUACCGUACAGCCAUUAAGACACUGUAAAUUCUGGAGAUUAAGGAUUUUUCAGCAUAACUUUAAGGAAUUUUAUUAAUGAGAAAUGCAUUUCAUUUUCCUAUAGGAAUCCUUAUGGGACCCCUUAAAAAUCUGAUUUUUAAAUUAUGGUCUUAUUUGUGCAGAAUGACAAGGAUCUAAAUCCUAUUCUAGAAAUGAUUGCAAGUAUUGAUGCUGUACUUGCAUUUCCCAUUACAAAUAAUUUACUUAUGUUUGGUAUUAAUAUGAUAAGAAAUCUUGGUGACUGUUUUGAAAUUUAUACCCAACUGGCUUUACAGCAUGACAUUUCAAUUUGACAUGUUUAAUAUAAUAGAAAGAAAUGCUGAAGAGUAAUUACCUAUUACGCAAAAAAUGUUCUCUUCUCCUAUAUAUAAUUUUUGCACUUUGUCAAGGUAAAUUUGAUGCAAAGCUAAUUCAACCUCAAACACUAUUUCUUUGUGCUUUUUUUCUGGAAUUGUCACUUUAAAUGUUGUGAGAAUA
Messenger RNA from Paramormyrops kingsleyae, 5086 nucleotides. RefSeq names its product WD repeat-containing protein 47-like. The record is from RefSeq and is a predicted model, not a curated record. Gene Ontology annotation, molecular function: protein binding. NCBI's taxonomy places the organism in Eukaryota, Metazoa, Chordata, Actinopteri, Osteoglossiformes, Mormyridae.